Messenger RNA from Rhipicephalus sanguineus (brown dog tick), 8484 nucleotides. RefSeq names its product protein SHQ1 homolog. The transcript is spliced from 14 exons. NCBI's taxonomy places the organism in Eukaryota, Metazoa, Arthropoda, Arachnida, Ixodida, Ixodidae. Bases 237 to 1886 code for a protein of 549 amino acids. Gene Ontology annotation, biological process: box H/ACA snoRNP assembly. Gene Ontology annotation, cellular component: cytoplasm; nucleoplasm. The record is from RefSeq and is a predicted model, not a curated record.
ACAUAGAGAUGCGAGCAGAAAGUUUUGUGUAGUUUGUGGCGUCGCGAGAACUUUUCCAGGGGCUGAAAUUUACGGUGUAAAUCGCGCACGAAUCUUUGUCAGGCUCCCAGAACAAUUUCUAAUACGGUGGCGAAGCUAUACUGUAGUUUGCACGUGAAAUCAUCCCGAAAGUUAACCGCGCUUCAGAGGACAUCGAAUGAAUAGGAUUCGAGCACACGAGUAGAGAAACGACAACAAUGUUGACUCCAGCGUUCGAGCUAAGGCAAGAUGACGACUUCCUAAUAGUAGAGAUCAAGGCACCAUACUCUAAGAUAUCGGAGGCAGAGAUCUACUUCCACGAAGAAGAGUUCACCUUUUACUCCAAGCCAUACUACCUGAGACUGCAUUUGCCUGGAAAAGUGGUGGAAAAUGGACAUGAAACUGCUAAGUACAUCUCUGACAAUGGUCUUUACGUGGUUCACAUGCCAAAGCAGAGUCCGGGCCAAGUUUUUGCUGGCUUGGACCUUUUGACCAAGCUCCUAGCUCCAAAUCCGAGGGCAGUCCGUGCACGACCCGUGAUUGAAGUUCUUGAAAACCAGUGUGCCAGUGAUGAGCCACCCGAAGUGGACUGGCACGUGGAGCAGGCGCCUUGGACGCCCGAGGACGAGGUUUCCCUGCUUGGCGGACGCAAGUAUGGCUUCGACAGGCAGAGGACGGGCGUCAUCGCACGCAUCAAGGAGGAGAUGCCCGACCUGGUGGACAUAGCUGAUCCUGAGCACCAGAGCGUGAAGGAAGCCCGGCAGGAGCGGUUCCAGGCAGAGGAGGGGCACUUUAGUGCCGAACACUACCUAGCCGACCGCUACGAACCUGCUGGUGUGGAGCAGGUGUUGGCCUAUGAGCCUCCCUGGCAGAACCUGUGCUCUGAUGCUGGCACCGACAACCUCUUUUGUUUCACAGAAGAAGAAAAAAACAAAAUGCGCAACCUUCCCCGCAAGGAAUAUCUGCUGGACAGGCAGUUGGUGGUGUCCCUUGAGCUUGGCCUGGUGGACAUCUUGUUCGCCUACGCCUACAACAAGCGGGUCACUGAGGGUGAAGACACGGUGGAGUCCGGUUGGAACAUAAGCAAGCUCAGUGCAACACUCUCGUGGUUCGAGGAGUUCUGGUCCUUGGAGCAAACCGUGCGGAGUUGUUUUCGGCGGUGUCUCGUCUAUCCACUCUACCGUCACUGGGCUCUCGCUCAAGCUGUCCUUGGAGAUGUCAUUCAAAUCCUGCAACUGGGUCCCCGGUAUGUCCUCAGAUGCCUUCUUGAAAUCCAUGGCAUAUUUAGCCGCCACGACUCCAGGUACGUCCUGAAUGACCUGUACAUCACAGACUACGCAGUUUGGAUACAGUCUGUUAGUCCGAGGCACCUGCAGUCUCUGGCAGAUGCCCUGAAAUGGGUUAAGGUUCGAAAAGCCGACCUCAACCUUGAUAUUCCCGAGCUCGAGCAGGGAGCCAAGCUCGCCAUUGCAGAAGUAGCCAUCGAGGAGGAGGCUGAGACCAGCAUGCAGGCCCUGUGCAUCUCCAAUCCUUUGACUUCGACAGGCGAUGCCCCUAGGGCCAAUGACGUCGUGGCCGAAUCACAGAACCGGCGCGCAGAUGACGACGAUAGCACGAGCAGUGACAACAGCUCGUGGAGUGAUGAUGAAAGUGACUCAUCAGACUCGACGAGUGACUCGAGCUCGGAGCUGGACUCGGACGAUGACGAAAUCGCCGCAGCUGGCGCGAGUCGACGCGGAGGAGCAGCUCCCGACGGUGACAGUUUGUCUGUGACCUCCAACAGUGAUUCUGACAGUGAUGACGGGAGCAGCUCGGAAGGCGUUGACCUGCUCUUGGUCAAGGAUGCCGAGCCUGAAAAACGCCGCUAGUGAUUUCCAUGUGUGCCUGCCUCUCAUCAGGGUUGGAAGAACACUAGCUGCAUGAUCAUUAUGUGGGAAAGCUGUCCCAGAGUCGAGCUGCAAGUGGUCGGCAAUGGGGACUGUCAGGAGGGGUGUGCUUUACAUGCACAUGAGCAUGGUUGGAGUUUGCAACUUGGAACUAUGUAUGAAUAUGCUGAAGGUAGCUAAAUGCAUUUAACUUUUUUCCUGAAGGCUAUACAAGGUACUGACAAGGACGUUUUGGUUCCUGUGUAUCGGUGUUCAAUUUCAACUUACAAUGCCUCCUCACGACCAAACAGGAUUCCAUCAAACUGUUGGCUUUAUGAACAGUGUAGUCUGGUGUUUUACAGCAGCAGUGCAAUACCAAGGGGUGCAGUGUCAUCUGCACUGGUGUUCAUGUUGUGCACCUUGACUGUGAAUGGGCUGCUUCAGCACUACCACAGCAAGCAUUGAAAGGCAAACGCUCAUGUGCUUUAUGAAAUUUAGCACAGAAUGAUGGCUCUUAACAGGUGAAGGCACUGGUUGUGUUGAUAUGUGCCGCUCUCACCAAUUUCACAGUGCUCCGAAACUAUUCCUCAUCUGUCCGGGGAAAGAAAGACAGUUCUCAAUAUCACAAGGGCAGUGGCACAUUCGCAACAUAAUGGUCACAUUGGUUCAUGUAAGUCUGCGUGGUCAAGUGGGAAAUAUUCUUGCCAAAGCAUGACCUUGGUGACCUGCAUCUAGUGUAUAGUACUGGGUGUGUCGCGUGAUUUGAACCAAGUAUUUUUAAAAAGUGGUUGAUUGUAGCUGGGUAGAACCAACAACAUUUGGUUUGCCAUAAUGUGGCAUUCAUCAGAGCAUGUGUCGUAUUCCACUUAGUUAAAUAACCACAAUCAAUUAUGCAAUAUUUUUAACAUUCACUUAAGGACAAAGUAUGUUUUUUUGCCGAGGGGAUUUAGAAAAGACUUAUCCAAUUUUUUGUGGAAAUAUGCAUGCUGCAUGGUGAUUUUUUUUGGCAUUUAAGGAAGCCCAAGAAAUCUGAAAUAAGACCAUGUGGCCGUGCUCCUGAGCCAUCGUAUUGAAGCGCUCUCAACUGAGCAAGAGAACUUGUUGGAGCUUUCUUCCAGUUGUGUUGAGGUAGAAUGGAUCGUUUGCAUGUGCAGUAGGUGAGAAACCUGGAUCUCAGAAUUUGGGAUUGUUGCUGCAUGGCAUCACCACAGUCACCACUGCGUUUCUUCACUUCUGUGCCAAGAGUGAAUAUGAAUACCAAAGACUUUCCUUCAUCUGUACACAAUGUGCCUUUCUUAUCUGAAGGAAUGCGGUUGUGCUUAUUGUCGUUACCAUCGCCCCUGGAACAGCCUUCCAUUGAACCAGUGCCUCCUAGACUAGAUGCCUGCGAUGUGAGCUGGUUGCCAGCCCUCCACCGAGCAGUGUCGGCUGCAAGCGCUCCUUGCGGAGACUGCACUGAACUACGAGGGACCUCCCGUCCCAAUGGGACAUCACAGGCAUCUUUCUAAAGGAGGCGUUGAUUGAACCCAUUCAAUCUCCACGCGCUCCUUGCAGGCGGGUUUGCAUUUAUUUGUUGAAUGCAGGCAAUCCAUCACAUGGCUAUCCAAUUUCAUAGAAAUCAGGAUUAAAAGGGAUCUUUGUCUUCAUUGUUCUGACAACUAUGUGCUAUGGCUGAUCCUAGUUGAAUGCAUCUGACAACUUGUCAAAGCAGAGCUGUUCGCAGUGGCUGAACUGGGCGCUCCAUUUUGUCUCCGCGGCCCCACGAGCUAUCUAUGUGUAUGUUGCAGCUCGUAAUGUUUGGGACAUUUUUUUAAAUUGUCGACGCAGAUUCUGGUAAGUAAAAUAGACGUGAGAAGCAUCAUGUGAUUUUACGCGGAGCUUUCCAUAAAUGUAUGCUACAAUGUCCCUCAGUUACGUGGUACCCAGUUGGGUAUUUUUCGUUUGGGCCUUCUCAGUAUUAAUAGAGGAGCAGUUACGUAAGGUAAUGAUCUUUGAUAUAAAGUUGCAUGCAUGUAGAACUGAAUGGAAGCAGUUUAAACACCAGUGUUGAUAGUUUAUGCGAAAGCUAAUGCCAGUUUGGUCAAGACCAAUGUGUUGUCGUAGACCGUGUAGAGCACCUAGGAAAUACUGCAAGCUGAUGUAAAAAUCCAAGGUGCGGCCUAUCUAUGUGUUCAGGUUGACACCAAUGUUGAAGAAUAUGGGAGCACACACUCCACUCCACUUGGAGAUGUCAGCAACCAGUUGGGAUAUUUAGGCAAUGGAUCAUAACAUCUGAUUCGGUUGUAGAAAACGUGUUGAAAUUUAAUGAUCUUUGUAUCUGAGGGGUAAGUUUCUACAGCGCGACUGGGCGCGGACGGAGAAGGAACACGCAAACUUACACACAGCGCUGACUUUCAACUUUGUUGGAGUUACGAGCCCAGAGGUAACAAGCCGGUGUUGCCAUUUGCAUUGGCACACUCCAAGUUAGUCAAAUGUGCUGUGAUUCAGUCGUGUUUUCACAAUUCUUUGUCCAAGUCUUGCGAGCAUAAGAUUGAGGAAAGUUUGUGGGGCCAGGCCAAGCGUCUGUGCAACUCCGGUUACCCAUGAGACUGUUGUCAGCGGUGGCGGAACGCCUGAGCAAAAAGUACCGGUCAAAUCCGAGUGAGUGUCAGAGUGCCAUUCGAACGAGCAAACCUGCAGUAGGGCCCUACAUACACACCGUAUCUCACAAUCUGAAAAGGAUUGCGAGAAGGUCCAGUGUGGACGUUGUUUUUUCUGCGCCCGUGCGACUGCAGGGACUUUGCAUUCGAGUGAACGCUGCAAAAGAAAAUACUUCGUGUUCCACUAAACAUAGCGAGAAGUUCGUGGCCUGUGUUAAAGAUGUAAUUUAUUCCGUCCCGCUGUCAUGUUCUCGUGUGUACAUUGGCCACACCGGCCGUUGUGUGAAUCAAAGGUUGAGGGAACAUAAGUACAAUGUCACGAAAGUUAUUUCUGGACACCUUGCUAUUCACCGUCAAAGAUGUGGCUGUUUUCCCAUGUUUGAUAAAACUAGCAUUCUCGACAGGGCAAGAAAUCGAUUGACAAGAGAAAUUAUUGAAGCAUAUGAAAUAGAUAAAAUGAAUGAUACAUGUGUCAGCAUGCCAUCCUUGUCACUGUCAGAUAAGGAAAAGAGAUAUCUGGAUCCGUCACUCUAGGUAGGUGGCAACUGGUUGGGAUUGCGGCAAAACAUGCGCGUUUUGGUCCUGCUUUUGUUUCUUGUUUUGUGUGCACCUGCUCGCGUAUGUCUAUAUAAGCGUCACGUGCAUAUGAAAAAUAAACAUUCCAGUUGAAAGUCAGCGUUGUGUGUGUGUUUGCGUGUUCCUUCUCCGUCCGCGUCCAGUCGCGCUGUAGAAACUUAGCAUGAACAACCAACUAGCCCGCCAACGCACUUUGGCCAAUAUCUGGGGGGGAUAAGACUAUAUAAGCAUGAAGUUUCUCAGAUAAAACUUGCUUCCAGAAUCUCUGUAGUGUUCAUUCACUCUGUACAGUUUCAUAAUUUCACCAUGGCUUUGUGGCAUGUCAUGUGGUUAUAUGUAUCGGUUUGCUUAAAGGCGUCAUGAACCACCCCUCAGGCUUGGUGAAAAAAAAAACAUCCUGCGGCAAGCAGACACUGCUACGAACAGCUCAGCCAUAUCUUGCACUCGUUCGUGGCAAAGCAAGUUUAGAAGCGAAGUUGCGAUUUUCUCAGGUACCCUCUUUUCAUACAGAACCCGUGGUCACCCUCCUCGGAGCUGCCAGUGCCUGCUGUUUGACGUCAAACAGCUGACAGCAUGCUAUUGGCUAAUAGCCAAUAUAAAUCAAGCGCAGCAUUUGGAUCAGAUGAGCUUUUUGCCAUGUGGUGCCGCCAUAGUCUGCCAACAUUACACAAUGCGGGGCUAAAUAUCAACUUGUGAACUAAUUUUGAUGAAAAUUUCAAGGAUGACUCAUCUUCUUGAUAUUAGGACAUAUUCAAAUUUUCAGCACCCUAUCGUGAAUACAAAAAAACCUACAGCUGUUGUAAUGAUCAAUCAUGUAUGCUAACUUAGGAAAACUAUCAUUUGAAAAAUUGGAAUAUGUACUAGUUAUCAUUUUAAGUCCUCUAGAAGGUUUGUAGUGCAGGAUAAGGCCAGUCACGUAUUUUUUAUGAUGUUUCUGUAAAAAUGCCAUCACUCUAAAAGUGAAGAUUAUUUUUUUCCUUGUCACUGCAUGUCGGACUAGUAAAUUUCUUUUGUGUGUGUUAGAAACUACUUAGGGUUGAGAAAAGUACCUUAUUUUGUUCCUGACAAAAUUUCAAUUUCGAAACAACCUUGUACGCUGCUUUUGGCGAAGGAGUUUCGAAAUGAUCGUAUUCCUAAGAGGCUCGUUCCCCCCGAAAAUGCGAACUGAGAAAAAUGAGUUUAAAAGAUUUCACAACAUGCUAUUUAUUUUGAUGGUAAAACAAAAAUGAUGAAAUUGACCUUCUGCAUAAAACAGCCUUCCUCAUCAACAUGACACCGUUCUGUGACAAUUUCAUGCAAUUGUCUUCAAUUUAUCCCAGCUUUCGAGUUGUGAAUGUUGCUCACAACACGUAUUGGUCACAAAACGGACCACACGCUGAUCGCAAUGAACUCCCAGAAAAACGAACAUAUGAGCACAGAAACACAGAAGGAGUAACUCGGAAUUUGUACGAAAGCAGUGGCGGAUGGUCACGUGAUAAGUUUCCGCCAAUUUGAGCUUCAGUUCCAGUUUUCCAGCAACUCUGCUGUGGGCGCGCAGCUAAAAAUGUGCCCUUUUAAAUAAUUUGUUUGUCCUCUGAUGUACUCUCGACAGAAGGUCUUCUGUGACAAAAAAAAGCGUGAAAAAAAAACAAUCCAACACGGGCAUUCACUUUGCGUUCGGCUUCUUGGCCGCUUUGCAGCCGCGUCUUGAAAGGGGCAUUUCAGAGAUGCUCUCCCAGCAAAUUCGCGUCACCCUCUCGUAAAAAGAAUUUUUUUUAAAAUGCGAAGCAUUUCUUAGCGAACCUCAGGCACUUUGGCCGUUUCUAUCUACGUAUCUGUCUGUCUAUCUGUUAUUAUUAAUGGUGAGCAUGUUCUUUAAUGAACCAGCCAUCCAAAACAACUCAAAUUUGAAAGUGCAUAUUUUUUUUAAAAAUCGUGUUUGUAGCCCCACAUCCCCCCUUAAGAGCCACUACGGGAAACAGCGAUUGCGUUUCAUCAAGCACACUCAAGGUCAUGAUGCACGCUGACGUAACUUCUUUCCCCCGUGCCAUCCCUCCCUGUGUACCUUCCAGUGCGCUCGUUGGGUCGAGAGAAAGCCUCAGAUGCGAGCAAACAGCCCUAAACACGGGACGGAGAAGAACGACAGACACAAGCGCCGAACUAACAACCAGAGAGAAAAUGUUGAUAGUGUGAGACAAAUCCCUGUAACACCGCUCGUUCUUGACGAAUUCAAGAAAUCUUUGUGGAAAUCGGUUCGUGAGGCAAUGAACUCCGAUACUGAGGUCAUUCAAUGCUUGGAAAAGUGGUUCAGAACCCCUUUAAGAACAGAUCACUUGUCGUGUGAGUGGUGCAUACUGGAGUGUUUCUAUAAUUUCAAAGUUACGUUGCAGUGAGGCUUCCGUUAACUUGCACAAAUUGUUUUACGGUUUAAAGGCAUUGGGCCUGGCACUCUUUUACUUAAUGGGCCCCGUAUCGUACAUUGUCUCACUGUGUGAUGCAUGCAUUUGUUUUUCUUGUGUUGGCAAUGCUGCAUGGUGGCCAUGUUUUUAGAAGCCACCUGGAGCUGUGUGCAGUCCCCUGUCCUCAACAACGUUGCUAGUUGGGCGAGUUGAAACCUGUCAUUCGUAAUGGUAUUGAAAAAACGGCAGGAAGGGCAAGAUGGAAGCUUGCGAUGAAGAAAAUCCGUAAACAGAAGACAGGUCCACUUGUCGAAACGUCGGCUCGAGCACCCACCCCAUGUUUACGGAUUUUUCAUAAUGCUAUUGAGCACAAACACUAGACAAAAGAUGAGCGAGAGGACAAGGACAGCUGCGUCCUUGUCCUCUUGCUCAUCUUUGGUCGAGUGUUUGCGCUCAAUAGCAUUAUGAAUCCCCCAUCCUAACCUCAUUGUUUUGCAGGAACCUUAUUGAUUAUGCACAAAACAAGCUAAUAUGCUAUGAACAGCAUUUGAAGACAAAAUCAUGCAAUGGCAUUUCGAAGGGUUUGCAAGUACUUAUGUGAUGUGGUGUUUCAUAUAGUAAUAGUCAUUGUGUUCUUGAGAUUAACAUGAGUUCUUUGCCCAGGGCUCUGCGCUUCAGCAAUAACAGCCAAGACAUGACAAAUUAUGAUGCCAGCACUUGUUUGAGAAAUUGUGAGCAGCAUGCCACAUUGUGCACUUGCUGCAUGUAGCACGACUUUGCACUGGCCAGGUGCUGCAGACUUUCUCUGGGAAAAUAGCUGCUCACCAUUUCAGGAAUACAGGCCGCUUGUGAUGAUCUGAUGCCAUGAGGUUGCACAUAUUGGUGCAAUAAACAAGACUGUUUGUUGGCCUAGUUGGAAUUUACUAGUUGGUAUUCACUUGUCAUUGUGUUCAUCCCUUUGUUGUGUGUGUUCUAAUUCGUGGCUAAAUGGUGCAAUAAAGCACUCUU